AUGGAGGUGCAGAGACAGGAGACUUUUGCAAAGCUCCGCCCCGCGUGCGUUGCGCUCAGCUCAGCAGCACUCAGAUUCAAGACGCAUCCCGAUGAACAUGUCGAGGUCCAACGAGCCCUAGAUCAUCUGCAUGCUGUUCUUGGGCCACUGGGGGAUAAGGGGGCCCUCGAUGCAAAGCUCGCCGAAUAUGUCUUUUUCCCUCUUUCCCAGGUCUUCAACGAGGCUCAAACUAUUCCUCAACGGUGUUUAGAACUUGCCGUGAGAUGUAUUACCAUCCUCAUAGGAAAAGCAUGGCGGCAUACCCUGGCCCCUCAGAUGGGCAAGCAAUUGCUUAUCCUCCUGACCAUGUUGGUCGGAGGAACGCCUGCCCAAAAUCGGGGACAAGCGGGUUUGAAACCCGAUUCGGAAGAGCUCUCAUCUGCGAGUUUCGACUGCAUGCAUUCUAUUUUCCAAAUGCUUGAAGGCCCGGCUGCGGAUAGAGCUAUUUUUAACGAGAUCGGAACUGCUACUGUCCUCGACCAGACCAUUUAUUUACUCUUGGAAGGUGUCACGGAAGGGCCAUCGAAUGCAGUGCAAAUAGCAGCCAUGUCGGCUUUACAGGCUCUUUGUACUCGGGUAACUGACCGUGUGGUACUAGCAAGUAUCAUGCCUCGUGUGGUGUCGACUCUUACUAAAAUCCUGAAACCGACUACCAAAGCGCGGAGGAGUUUUAGGCUUCUUGAGACGUCUUUACGGUUGCUUACAGAGCUAUUGCGGGCAGUCCUAAAUGACGAAGCCUCAUACGCGGCGCAACCAACACCAGAAACGCCCCAGUCAAAUGAUAGAAUCGUGCUUGACGAGUCGUGGCUCAAAGCAACAACUGGUCAGAUCAAGCUUGCGCUUGCAAACGUGAUUCAGAUAAGGCGCCAUGAACGAACCGAAGUGCAAAAAGCACUUCUUCAUCUCUGUUUAACAAUAAUUGAACAAUGCACGAAAUCUUUAGAAGACUCGCUAUCAAUGCUUGUUGAAACGACCGUGAUACUUGCGGACACCGAUGCCAGCGAUGGCCAAAGUGACGCAUAUUCUGCUCUCCUCCACCUAUCGACGGUUAAGCCUCAAGUCGUUGGCAUUUUGAAAGAUCUUCUUCAAAGCUGGACUAUGUCGUUUCAGCGAACGAUACAAGGCAACGACGAAGAUGCCAAACAACGAGCUAUCAAGCAAAUAUCCACUGCUUUCCAGGUCCUUUCACAAGUACAAGCAAGCUCCAGUAUAUUAGAAAACAAUAUUGCGACUGGACUCUGUGAUAGUGUUGAAACAGUGGUUCAAUCUGCAAAGUCAAUGCCACAGCCAGUUGACCCCGCUAUAAGUGGCAACAUGGAACUUGCCGUUGUAGAGAGGGAUGUUACUGUACAGUCCUUCUCUCCAGUUAUUCUAGAGCAUCGCAGUCAACAGAAAACAUUGAUAGACCUCAUGUCUAUGAUUGGAAAGCUCAAUGGAACUCAGUCUAGUGAAACGAUAACAAGACUAGUCAUGAACCGUGUCCAUCAGGCAUCUGGAGACGGCAUGAUUGCACCUCUCUGGCUGUCUUUGCAAUUUCUCAAGCCCGGUGUGAACGGUAGCAUCGAUGAUUUCUUCACAUUUGACUCCUCCACAUCACUUUCCUCCCGUGUGACCAUGGUUGAGGAACUAUACUCAGUUUCCUUGUCUGUCUUGAACGAGUCAGUAUCAACAGAGCCUAAGGACUGGAGGGUGUCAGCUCUUGCAUUAGAAGCUAUUGCCUUGCAGUCCCAGGAACUGGGGUUUGAAUUUCGGACAGAGUUAAUAGAAGCCCUAUAUCCCGUGCUGCAGUAUCUGGCAUCGAAUAACCCUAACUUACAGAACCAUGCCAUGACAUGCUUGAAUAUAAUCACAAAGGCCUGCGGCUACCCUGACACUCGCACAAUGGUUAUUGGAAAUGUCGACUAUCUUGUCAACUCAGUAGCUUUGAAGCUUAACACGUUUGACGUCUCUCCCUACCCACCGCAGGUUCUCUUAAUGAUGGUCAAGCUGUCAGGGGCCGGGCUCAUUCCGUAUCUUGACGAUCUGGUGGACUCGAUAUUUGGUAUCGUGGACAUGUACCACGGCUAUCCAAAACUGGUUGAGCUGCUCUACUCGACUCUUGCCGCAAUCGUUGAGGAGGGAGUCAAAGAACCUAGCUUGUUGCUGAUUAACCAGACCGGGGAGCAGCACGAUGUCGACCACCGAAAGAAAGCGUACGAGCCUUUUACAGUUUCGCAACUGGUGCAGGAUCUCGUACGGAAAAAAGAGCGGCGUGUACACAUCGAGGACCUAGACUCUAUGGCAGAUGAAGAGCACAAGUCACAUCCGAAUCGCCCAUGGACACGUGAGCUAGAUGGACCUCCGCUUCCCAAAGAGGACGAGGGCUCUAUCGAAGACAAUUUCGACGCAGAAGAUGACUCUGAAGAACCCUUACCCGCCCCAAAAGAACCUGAAGACGCCGAGAAACCGCUCAGCAAACCACAUAACCUUCUCUUGCACAUUGUCAAGUCCAUCCCACCACAUCUCUCCUCACCUUCUCCUUUCCUUCGGCGCUCGAUCCUGACAUUGCUCGUCAAAGCGGUCCCAGUACUUUCACAAAAUGAAACGUCGUUCCUGCCCCUUGUCAACGAAAUAUGGCCAUCUUUGAGCAUGCGGAUUGCGUUACCUUCAUCCAGCCCAGGAGUUGCCAAUCUUACAACUACAACAUCUACGACAGAUAUAAUUUCACGGGCGGAUACUCAGAAACUGGACGGCGAGGAAGUUAAAGAAGAAACCUUUGUGGCGAGUGCGGCCUGCACAGCCGUAGCAAGUAUCUGCGAACACGCCGGUGACUUUAUGGCGUCGCGUGUGGAAACAGAAUACCCCCGCUGGCGCCGUUUAUACCUAUCUGUAUGGCCCAAGGUUCAAGCUGACGCAGAAAGAAAUCUCGAGCGUCGGCACCACCAACAACAAAUACAAAAAUCAUCAACAGCGCAACAACAAGCCAGCACAGAUCUGACACUUUCUUCGGCUACCGCACGCUCUUUUACGCCCCAUCAUACACUCUGGCGAUCUUUGCUCUCGCUAUUCAUCAACGUACUCGCACAUGUCCGUUUACCGUUAUCGGCUGGUGAUGAGAUUUGCGAAUUCCUGGGGAAAUGGAUUGUCAUGUUCGCCGGCCCACAGUAUUACUAUUCUCAUUACCAUAGCGGAUCAUCUGCGACUCUUCGUCCCAAAGAAGACACGCAGGCUAUCGAAGAUGCGAUACGAGCUAUGGAGGCAUGGAAUACGGAUCUAACGUGGUUUAUCUUUCAGCGCGAAAUUCAGAGUCAGAAGGAAAAGGAGCAGCAGCAAGACAGUCGACUUCGUUUGCCGGAAGGAUUGGAGCGAUUUAAUGCUGGUGGGCGACUCGAAGGGAGGCUUAAGUUUGCUGCGUUGGGGCUUGCCUGA
Talaromyces rugulosus is the source of this 3447-nucleotide messenger RNA. RefSeq lists its product as uncharacterized. Gene Ontology annotation, cellular component: cytoplasm. The transcript has 2 exons. The record is from RefSeq and is a predicted model, not a curated record. NCBI's taxonomy places the organism in Eukaryota, Fungi, Ascomycota, Eurotiomycetes, Eurotiales, Trichocomaceae. Bases 1 to 3447 code for a protein of 1148 amino acids. Gene Ontology annotation, biological process: chromatin remodeling.